CCUGAAGUUGGCCCAGUCAGGCGGCUAACUCCGCCGCGUACGGACGCACGAUCGUGGCCGGUCUCUCCUCUCCUCCUCCUGCUACUACUAACUACUGAAAGGGAGGUGUCUCCUCCAAAGUGCCCAGUGGUGACCUGACUUGACUUGACCUGACUGACCCCGAGUUGAUUCAUGGUGACGUUCGUUCGUCCUAGUCUGAGAACUUGCUUGAUUUAGAGCCAUAGAUUCUCCCAUCGGCUUAUGUCCUACAGAAUCGUAUAAUCAUUUAUUUUGCAAAACAUAUAGACGUGAUUCACAGUUAUGUGACGUACUCUCAGUCGCUCGCGGUCGAUAAGGAACAAGAUGCUGAGUAGAUGCUAAUCUCGUUAAAAGCUCAGGUCGUUUACCUGUGGCAAUCAGAGUAACCCCCUCGAUCUUCGUCAAGAACAGUGAGGCGAACUCCGACAAUGUCUCUUUACUCGUGAAGUGGCGUUUAUCUCCGAAAUGAAAAAGUGUUGAUAGGAAAGUCCCGAUACCGCAAAAAAAUAUAAUAAUAAAAUAAAAUAAAAGUGCGAGAGGAAAAAGAAAGAGAGAGAAAUAAAGCGAGAAACCUUUCGUUGGAUUACGAAACGAUAACCCCUGGGGAAUCAGAGGGAUUACGAAAUUGUAGGCCCAAGGGGAUUUCAAGGGGAUUCGAAACCAUAGGUCCUGGGGAUUUAGGGGGAUUUCGAGACCAUAGGCCCCCAGGGGUUUGUAAGGGAUUUAGAAAACGUAAGCCCCGUGGGAUUUGGAUGGAUGUCGAAGCCAUAGUCCCCAGGAGAUUUAAGGGAUUUGGAAACCAUAGGCCCCUGGGGAUUAGAGGGAUUUAGAAACCAUAGCCCCCCUGGGGAUUUAGAGGAAUUUGGAACCAUAGGCCCCAGGGGAUUUGAAGGGAUUUGGAAACAAUAGCCCCUCCCUGGGGAUUUAGAGGGAUUUUGAAACAAUAGGCCCCAGGGGAUUUGGAGGGAUUUGGAAACCACUGACCUUCUGGGGAUUUAGAGGGGUUUCGUAGCCAUAGGCGCCCUAGGGAUUUGGAAACCUUAGGUCCCCUGGGGAUUUGGAGGGAUUUGGAAACCACAUGCCCUCUGGGGAUCUGGAAACCGUUGGCUCCCUUGGGAUUUAGAGGGAUUUGGAAACCAGUCCCGGGGUAUUUAGAAGGGUUUCGUAGCCAUAGGCCCUGGGGGGAUUUCGAAACCAUGUCAUGCACAAUGCUCGAACGGGAAGACUCCCCUUGCCUUCUGUGUUCUCAAACGUCCACCUGGAGGAGACGGAAAAGAGCAACGCCUCCAAACUGUCCCUCGAGUUCCAGGUGUAGUGGCUACACCUCCACCAACACCUACACCCCGGGAGGAGGCCCUUGCUGCUGCAUGAGGGCUGAAUGCCUCUCGAACGACGAACAGGACGUGUCAGAAGAGGAGGAGGAACCUCCCACUUGGCUCUACAUGACAGUUUGGAUAGCCAGCGUCGCCGUCUACCUCAACGGCCUGGCUGGAGACUUCGUCCACGACGACAUCAGCGCCAUCAAAACAAACCCGGAUGUUUUGGGAACUAACCACGUGUCCCGGGUGUUCUUCAACGACUACUGGGGCAAGCCCAUGGCCGAUCCUUCUUCUCACAAGUCCUACAGGCCUUUCACCAUUCUCACCUUCAGAUGGAACCACUCGAUAUUCGGGCUGCACCCUCUGGGGUUCCACGUGGUGAACGUCCUGCUCCACUCUUGUGCCUGUCUCCUGCUGACGAGGGUCCUGCUCCGCCUUUUCAACCUCUCCCACGGAACCGUCCUUUCUGCUGGCCUCAUCUUCGCCACUCAUCCUAUCCACACCGAGGCUGUCACAGGUCUCGUCGGUCGGGCUGAUAUCCUGGCAGCCAUUACCUUCUUGACAGCGAUACUCACCUACCAAAGAGCAAUGGAAGCUAAUGUCAGCCAUCUUCGCCAAGAUUCCCUCAAAGCGACGAAGGGGAGAUGCGGCAGCGGCGUCAGCCCCGCGGAAGCAAUCAGUGGAAAUGAGGCCGCCGAAUGGGAAAUGGAAGAUUGGAGUCAUGGCGGAUCUUCCUCCUCCUCCUCCUCCUCAGAGGGUGGAGGAGGGAAGGGGAAGAGAAGAUCGAGAACCUACGGAAUGGGUGGAUGCUACGAAUGCGCCGCCAAAGAGAUGGUAGCUGCGCCUCAGUGCCUCGUCUGCGUCCAUCAUUAUUACGCCCCGUCGCAGGAAUCCUCUUGUUGUUGCUCCGAAGUCCCCGGAGGAAUUGGGCUCCUGCGAAGCGAGGACGACACGAGGGCGUAUCAGAAUGGGGCCCAGAAGUGUGACGUGCCCCAGGAAUCCUCCGAAGACGUCGCAGGAGGAGACGAGGAAGAGCGACACGAGCAGCAGUGUCCUGCUGAGGACGAGGUCGAGGACAGAGAGGAGGAGGAGGAGGAGGAGGAAAAGGAUUGGAUCAAGGACGAGCAGCUGUGGGUGGGACUGACGGGGUUGUUGGCUGCCGUAGGAACCCUGUGCAAGGAGCUGGCCAUCACGUCCCUGGCUGUCUGCGCUGCCUGGGACGCCAUCUGUCAUAGGAAGCACCUGAAGAAAAUCUUUCAAAAACACCCGCCAGAUAAAACAUCAGAGGCCAUUUUGAGGAGAUUGAUAUGGCUGUGCAUCAUGGGUUGCGUCAUUCUGAUCUUCAGACUCUGGAUGCUGCAAGGAUCAUCUCCCACCUUCAGUGAGCAAGACAACCCGGCAGCCUACGCCUCCUCUCUACUGACGAGGACCUUGACAUUCCUUUACCUGCCGGCAUUCAACACCUGGCUGUUGCUGUGCCCUUGGAGGCUGUCCCACGAUUGGCAGCUGGGCUCUAUCCCGCUUAUCACCUCCCCGACAGAUGUCAGGAACGUCGCUUCAGUGGUUUUUUAUCUCGUUCUCUUGGGCAUGCUGAGUCGCGGGUGCAUUGCGAAGGGCGAGAUCAGCCGAGUGAUCCUGCUGUCAUUGGCUAUGAUGGUCCUGUCCUUCCUGCCAGCUACUAAUCUCUUCUUCACCGUAGGAUUCGUCGUGGCAGAGAGAAUCCUAUACAUCCCCAGCAUGGGCUGGUCCAUCCUGGUCAGCGUCGGCGCCAACCGCUGCGGACGGUACCGUGCACUUCUCCUCCUGUUGUUGAUCCUCUUCUCCUGCAGGACUCUGCUGAGGAACCAUGACUGGGAAUCCAGGGCGACGCUCUUCAGGGCGGGGCUGCAGAUCCUCCCCAACAAUGCUAAAAUGCAUUACAAUUUCGCCAACCUACAGAAGGACCUCGGCAAUCCCGCGCUUGCUAAGCACCACUACAGAGAAGCCAUCAAACUGUGGCCUGGGCAUCCGAGUGCCCACAAUAAUCUGGGCACUCUUCUGAAUGACACGGACGAGGCGGAAGCUCAUUUUCGACUGGCACUAAAGACCCACCCACAGCACGCCAGGGCCUAUUACAACCUUGCGUCGAUAAGGCAACAGCAGGGUAACCGAGACGAGGCAGUCUCUCUGCUGGAGGAGAGCCUACGACACGACGCCACCAACAAGGACGCCGUGUGGGCCCUAGCAGGACUCUACAGGGAGGCAGGACGGAAGGCCGACGCGGAGAACCUGCACUUGAUGCUCCUAGGGGCAAGGCCUUCUGACCCAGUCGUGCACAACAAUUACGCUGCUUUCCUCCACACUAUAGGGCGAGGGGACGCUGCGCUGAGGCACUACGAGCUGGCACUCGAUUUGGACCCGAGACACACCGUGGCACUCAUCAACACGGCCAAACUCAUGAGGACUCUUCAGCUCGACGCCCAGGCUGAGCUCCUCUACAAAAGAGCAUUAGCAAUCUCGUGGGAAGCGGAGGUUGGAGAGAGCCUGGGGAAACUGUACUUGAACACGGGAAGGUUAGAAGAUGCCGGGGACAUAUUAUCCACAGUCAUCAGACAGAACCCAGAGAUGCUUUCUUCGCGAGUUUAUUUGGCGAGGGUUAAGCUCCAGCAGAGGAACUACCUGGAGAGCGAGAUCCUCCUGCAGGACGUCCUAGACCAGGAACCGGGGCACAAGGAGGCCCUCUUUCAGCUGUCUGUCCUCUACACCCAGACCAACCGCACCUCUCAGGCGUUCCUGGUCGCUACCCACGCUGCCCAGGGCUGCCUGGCGCCCGCUGCCCUCUGCGCCCAUCUCCACGCCCACUACGGGGACCUCCUGAAGGAUCGGCAGGAGAUCGAGAGAGCUAUGGAGAGUUACGCCACGGCUGUGAGGCUGGAGCCUUCGUUGACGCAUGCGUACAUCAACCUAGGUGCGCUUUACCAUACCAAGGGUGAAUACUCCCUGGCGUGGGAGAAUUACCUCAAAGCCCGAAGUCUCGACCCCAGCAACAGCCUCCUUCAGGAGAACAUGGAGAAGCUCCAACGCCUUCAGAACCUCCAACGCUCCUCCUCCUCCUCCUCCUCCUCCUCCACCACCACCACCUCCUCCUCCACCUCCUCCCAGACACACCACUGCCUGGGCAACUCCUGACGAAGGCGGUGGAUGGGGUGGCUGAAGAAAGGAAGGCCUCUUUUGGGGACUGGUGUUGCCUUAGCCCGGAUUUUCCACCAGUCCUGAGUCUCUUGAGUCUCGAGCCUCUGCUGAGUCCUGAGUCUUCGAGUCUCA
Macrobrachium nipponense is the source of this 4640-nucleotide messenger RNA. Its product is annotated as protein O-mannosyl-transferase TMTC1-like. The record is from RefSeq and is a predicted model, not a curated record. Lineage: Eukaryota; Metazoa; Arthropoda; Malacostraca; Decapoda; Palaemonidae. Gene Ontology annotation, molecular function: protein binding.